GUUGUGGACUCUAGUGCAGUGGAAGCAAAUGUUUGCCCAAGAAAACGUCUACUUCACUGACUGCCUCCUGAGACACAUGCACCAGUAUCGCUUCAUCGCCCAUUUUGACCCUGACGAGGUCCCUAUCUUACCAAAGUACAACAACUUCACCCAUUUACUCGAUGUACUGUUGACAAAAGAACGACAUACAACAUCGAAAAAAAAGCAAAGGAUGCCCCCAGCUUACAAAUUUCAAUGGAACUUUUUCCAUGACGACCUACAACCCCAGGGCGAGUCAGCCAAGCUACCAGAGUACCUGUGGUCUCUCAGACACACUCGCAGGCUCGUCCAGGAUCUCAAAGUUUUCCCGGGCAAAUACAAAUCUCUCUUCGACAUGAAUACUGUCAGGGGCAUCUUCUCACACGACGUCCUUCUGUGUACCACAUGGAAGUGCAGAGGUCGGUCCAGCAUCAUCUCCCCAUCCUACGCCUACAUCGGCCACUUUAAGCUUAAUUGUGGCCAAAAAUGCAGAGAUGCCAAUGCAACCAGGGAAGAACUGUUCUUACAUAAGUUCAAAAAACCUGUAAUCAAGGCUGUGACGGAUGUACUCAAGAGAUUGCAGCUAAUUGUGUAACCAAAUUCAACUCGUCAGAUGGAUUUUCGACAAGUAAAAAUAUGUGAAAAAUAUAGAUCAUUGGAGUGGAUACCCAGUUACAUUGAGUUUAAAUGAGAUGAGAACAUAUAAUUCAGUAGCGAAGCUUUAUUGAAAUUAUCACUUAAUUAUUGGUCAAAUUGACUUUAUAUACAGUUAUCACAUAUGAAAAGUUAAGUUCAAGAAUGUCAAAGUGAAGAGAAUUGGUACAGUAGUAUGUAUUAUUAGGUGAACGCGGCUAACUGAGAUACUUAUGUCGCUCUGUCAUAGAAUCAUGAGAAAGGAGCUUAAAUAUAGAAAAAUAGGGCCAUGAGACUCGCUACAUAAACAACAUGCAGGCCAGGAGGUAACGGCACAGCGCCCACAUCUAGUAGAGUUCGAUAGCAGAGGACAAGAACACUCAAGUUGAUAUUGAGAAGUUUUCUGCUAAUAGUAGGCAUUUUGUGAACUAUAUAAUAAUACCAAAACUACAUAAAUUUCAUAUAUCAAGUUGUCAUGGUUUUUAUAUCGUAAUGGUGUAAGUGUAAAUUUUAUUAUAUAAAGAUUAUAAUAUUUUG
Molecule: messenger RNA, 1188 nt
Organism: Homarus americanus (American lobster)
Lineage: Eukaryota; Metazoa; Arthropoda; Malacostraca; Decapoda; Nephropidae
Source: RefSeq, a predicted model, not a curated record